AUUGGUAUAUAACCUAUACCAAACACAAAUGGAAAGCCGUAGAAACAUCUCAGAGUUCAUUUUUCUAGGACUUUCUUAUGACCAGAACAUCCAGAUAUUUUGCUUCAUAUUCUUCUUCUUCUGUUAUCUUGCUUUGUUGGUGGGAAACCUUCUGAUCCUUGUCUCCAUUCAAUGCAGUCCUCUUUGUAGCCAACCAAUGUACUAUUUCCUCAGCCACUUAUCUUUCAUAGACAUCUGCUAUACGUCUAGUGUUACACCCAAAUUAAUUGGAGACCUGCUAGCGGAAAGAAAAACCAUUUCCUAUGGUAACUGCAUGUUGCAGGUCCUUAUCAUGCACUUCUUUGGAGGCACUGAGAUCUUUAUUCUUACUGCCAUGGCCUUUGACCGCUACAUUGCCAUCUGCAAAUCUCUCCACUACGUGAUGAUCAUGAACAGGACACGAUGCAACCUCCUACUCUUGGCUGCUUGGGCUGGUGGCGCAGUCCAUGCCUUGCCUCAGUUUUUUACGGCAAUCCGGUUACCUUUCUGUGGUCCUAAUGAACUCGAUCACUACUUCUGUGAUAUUUUUCCUCUGCUAAAAAUCGCUUGUACUGAUACCUACAUCACUGGUAUCCUUGUGAUUGCCUUUGCAGGUAUGAUUGCCUUAGUUACCUUUGCUGUGUUAUCUGUUUCUUAUGGAAUUAUAUUAUUCAGCUUAAAAAAUCAUUCGGCUGAGGGAAGACAAAAAGCACUUUCUACCUGUGGGUCUCAUAUCACCGUAGUCAUCUUAUUUUUUGUGCCUGUGAUCUUUAUUUACCUUAGACCUCCUACGACUUUUCCUGAAGACAAAAUAUUUGCACUCUUUUAUACUAUCAUUGCUCCUAUGUUCAAUCCAUUGAUAUAUACACUGAGAAAUACAGAGAUGAAAACUACUUUGAAAAAAUUGGUAUCAAAUGUUAUUUUCAAAGGAAGCGCACAGUUACUUUGAAGAAGCUUAUUGGCUAAGCAGCUUUGUAAAAGAAAAGGGGGUGGGUAUGAAUGAAUGGGACAGCAACUCUCUCAGGUGUUAGGUACCAUCACUGUCUUGAAUGGAAGGAAUGAGAACCAUAGGACUAUAAGAUAAAUACCACAUCCAAACUUUUGUAUAAGAAAGUUAAUCAGCAACUACAUGAAUGCAGUGAGGUAUUAAGAUGGCAUCCAUAGUGUUACCUUCUUGAAAAAGACAGUUGAGCCAAAGGAAGGAAGGCAGUCCUAUCAUGAUUCAUGACUUGUGGGGAAAAAAAAUGUUUUUUAAUACUAAGUGUGUUUCAGAAAAUGUGGACUUAGGGCCCAGAACACACAGUAACAUUCCUUCUGUGGUAGUGGAGAUGUUGAAAACUAAAACUAAACUAAUGAAUUAAAUUUAUCACAACACAUUCACAUGUACAUAUGCUAGUGCCAUUCAGAAAUGAGCUAUGCAACAAAGAGCUAUUUAGAGUAGAAUCUGUCUUAAGGUGAUUUCUGGAGGUCAGCUCU
Molecule: messenger RNA, 1494 nt
Organism: Sus scrofa (pig)
Lineage: Eukaryota; Metazoa; Chordata; Mammalia; Artiodactyla; Suidae
Product: olfactory receptor 4P4-like
Biological process (GO): G protein-coupled receptor signaling pathway
Cellular component (GO): membrane
Molecular function (GO): olfactory receptor activity; G protein-coupled receptor activity
Source: RefSeq, a predicted model, not a curated record